CCGAUUCACAUUGCUUCUGCAUCCCAUGAUGUUUCAAAAAUUGAAGAAUUAGUCAAACAAGGUACUGACGUCAAUAUGUUUACCAUUGAUAAUGUUUGGACUCCUUUAAAAUUGGCUACAGUAGCUGGGGAAGAACAUUUACAAAAGACUAGAAGACAAUGGCAAGGAAAAGAGAGAAGUAUCAAAACUAUUCUUUGCUUAUUAAACCAUGGCGCAGAUAUCAAUCUCUGUGGAAAUGAUGGAAUCAGUCCACUCUAUAUAGCUUGUGAAAAGGGACUUGACAGUGCGGUAAAACUUUUUCUGAAUAGAGGUGCAGAAAUCAAUCACUGUAAUGAGAAUGGAGUCAGUCCUCUUUAUAUGGCUUGCCAAAAUGGCCAUGAAGGCAGCGUACAACUCCUGCUGAAAAACGGCGCCGAUAUUAACUUAUGUGACAACAGAAAAGUUAGUCCGCUGUGGAAAGCUUGUCAAAACGCACAUGCUAGCAUCGUACAACUUUUACUAAACAAUGGAGCCGACUUCAAUUUCUGUAACGAGAAUGGAGUAAGUCCCCUUCAUAAAGCCUGCCAAAUUGGCAACAAUAGCUCGAUACAGCAUUUACUGAACAAAGGUGCCAACAUCAAUGUAUGCACAAAAAGGGGAAGCAGUCCUUUGUUGAUUGCUUGUAACAAUGGACAUGAAAACACGGUACAACUUCUAUUAAAUAAAGGUUCUGUCAUUAAUUCAUGUAACGUCAAUGGAGUUAGUCCUCUUUGGAUAGCUUGCCAAAAUGGACAUAACAAAACGGUAGACAUUUUAAUUAAUAACGACGCCGAUAUUAAUUUAUAUGACAACUUUGGAGUCAGUCCUCUGUGGAUAGCUGGUCAAAAGGGACUGAAUAGCAUAGUACAAAUUUUAAUUAACAAGAGCGCCGACGUAAAUUCAUGUGAUAACGCUGGAAACAGUCCCCUCUACAUAGCAUGUGAAAAGGGACAUGAUAGCACAGCACAAAUUUUACUGAAUAACGGCGCCAAUAUCAACUCAUGUUACAACGAUGGAUUCAGUCCGCUGUUUAUAGCUUGUCAAAAGGGACACGAAAGAACGAUACGACUUUUACUGGAUAAUGGCGCAGACAUAAAUUCUUUUAGUAAAAAUGGGGGAAUACCUUUGUGGAUAGCAUGUGAAAAUGGUCAUAACAGUACAGCACAACUUCUACUGAACAAUGGCGCGCACAUCAAUUCAAGUAAGAGCAAUGGAGUCAGCCCUCUGUGGAUAGCUUGUAAAAAUGGAGAUGACAGCAUGGUACAACUUUUACUUGACAACGGGGCCGACAUCAAUUUAAAUAAGAACAAUGGAUUUAACCCUCUUUAUUUAGCUUGUGAAAAUGGACAUGAAAGCACGGUACAACUAUUACUAGACAACGGCGUCAGCAUCAAUUCACGUGACAAAAAAAGAGAAAGUCCCCUCUACAUAGCUUGUCAAAAUGGACAUGAGAAAACAGUAAACCUUUUACUGACUCACGGCGCAGAUAUCAAUGCAUGUAACAAAAAUGGCGCCAGUCCCCUUUACAUAGCCUGUGAAAAUGGACAUGAUAGUACUGUAGAACUUUUACUGAAUAAUGGCGCUGACAUCAAUUCAUGUAACAAGUUUGGUGUGAAUCCCCUUUAUACUGCUUGUCAAAAAGGGCAUAACAGCAUAAUCCGUAAGUUAUUGAAGAAAGGUGCCGAAAUUAAUAUUUGUUCUAAUGAUGGAGUCAGUCCUUUGUGCAUAGCUUGUCAAUAUGGAUAUGAGAGUACAAUCCAACUUUUAUUAAACAGCGACGCUGUUGUCAAUUUUUGUGACAAAGAUGGAGUAAGUCCUCUAUUGAUAGCUUGUAAAUAUGGACAUGACUGUAUAGUCCAACUUUUACUGAAUAAUGGCGCUGAUAUUAAUUUCUGUUCGAAGAGCGGAGUCAGUCCCCUCCACAUGGCAUGUUCAAGGACUAUUUCACAAAACUAUGUAAAAUUUGUAUCCAGUCCAUAA
Saccostrea echinata is the source of this 1998-nucleotide messenger RNA. Its product is annotated as ankyrin-3-like. Bases 76 to 1998 code for a protein of 640 amino acids. The record is from RefSeq and is a predicted model, not a curated record. The transcript has 2 exons. Gene Ontology annotation, molecular function: protein binding. NCBI's taxonomy places the organism in Eukaryota, Metazoa, Mollusca, Bivalvia, Ostreida, Ostreidae.